UGAUGGGUGGUGCUGCAACACUUUCAGGAAACAGUUGUGAAAGUAAACAGCAGAUCCUGAAGCUGGACAGUCUGCCGAAGCGCUGACCGAUAAUAACGAGGGGCUACAGUCACAAGAGCGGACAUGGAGAGUGCUUACGGUGCAUCGCUGGCCGGAGGAGCCUUUGACAUCUGGAGCUUUGUGAAACGACCUCAGACUAUCGUCCGGCUGCUCAGCUGGCUCUUCUCCAUAGUGGUGUUUGCUACCAUCCUCUCUGAAGGCUACAUGAACGACCACCGUGUAGACGUCACUAAAUGCAUGUUCAAUGAGAAUGACGGUGCUUGCAGCUAUGGCAUUGGCAUUGGGAUUUUAGCUUUCCUGGCCUGUGUUGUCUUUAUUGUGCUGGAUGCCUACUUCCCACAGAUAAGCAAUGCCAACGAGAGAAAAUUCAUCGUCUUGGCUGAUCUUGGUUUCUCUGGUCUGUGGACGUUCCUGUGGUUUGUGUGUUUCUGCUUCCUUGCCAAUCAGUGGUCUUACACUACUCAGACCGCAGUGAUCGCUGAUGCAGCUCGAGCUGUGGUGACCUUUUCCUUCUUCUCCACGGUCACCUGGGCCGCGCUUUCUGUGUUUGCAUUUCAACGAUACCGCCAAGGAAUGGGCGAGAUUGGCAUGGGCUACAAUGAUCCAGCGGGUGACCCAACUUCCCCAUACCCUACUGCAUACGCUGGUGCUCCACAGGGUUACCAGCAGUCCCCAUUCAGCGCCGGCUCUGCGGGACAGGGAGAGUACAAGCCUCCAGAGUACUGAGGGUGAAGGCAUUUUAACACUUCUGAGAGGCUCGCCACUGUGGACUGUGUUUUUUCCUUAUUCAUAAGAGUUUGAAUUGUGACCGGGGAUUUGGUGUUCUUUGCUAGUGUGUAUUUUCAGGUUUGGAAAAACAUAUUUAUUUUUAUUUAGUUUUUGAUGCAAAUUCUAAACAUGACCCUAAUUGUAAAAGAUCUUUGCACAUCUGCAGAAUUAUCUUGCUAGGUUUUUUUUUUUUUCUUUCCAAAUUAGUUUCUGAAAAACAGAUUCAACACCAGCUGCAGUUUUUAUGAAAUCGAUGGAAUUUGCUUUAUUCCAUGUCUUCGAAUGCACAAUCAGAUAAUGCAUGAAAAUCUACAGAACUGACGUGCCUUAAAAGUAGAGUUGUUUCUAUAUACAGAACCAAAAUCUAGACGAAGUUCUUCAUAUGCAGAUAAUAGAAAGUGAACAGACUCUGUGCCAAAUACAUUACUGAGUGAUUCCUUAAAAGCACUGCUUUGCCAUAUAUCACAUGAAAAGUAUGCACUAAAUCUAUUGCCAAAAGGCUUUAUUAACUUCAGUCUUGAGUCUAGUGAAGAUAACUGUUGAAUGCUGAGAUUGAGGUUGUGAGAAAUGAGUAAACUACUGUAAAUGUGCUUUAAUUUCAUUUUUGACAGACCGUAGGCUUUUUUGUGGAUAAGCCUUAUUUUUUUGUAAACUUUAAGCACCUGAGUUUUGAAGUAUUAAACAAUCAUAUAAUGUAAUAUUGUGGAUGACUUCUAGCAGUUUAGCUUUUAAUGUUCUUUUAUGUCAGGCCAAAUUCACUGGAAGAUUUCUACCUCUUACUAUUGAAAUUGUGCCUUAUCUUUGAAAAGAAUAUCUAGCAAUCGGCUUUGAUCUGAAGGAAUUUAUAUUCGUGUAUUUCUGCAUCGACUAUUUUAGACCACUUUUACCGUUUUCUUCAUUACCCUCGAAUGAAUAAAAAAAAAACUAGAAGAAAUAAUCAUCCGAACUGAAACUCUUUUCAGUAUGGUAGUUUUGUUCACACAGUUCUGUAAUAGCACAUGAUCAUUGUGUCUCUGUUAAUUUACUUUGCAACUGUUUGUUUUGUAAAGGAAGGUAUUGCAACAUUCUGGUUUUGUAAGGAAAUGCCGCACAAUAAACACUUGAUUCUUUCCAGUGUUAACUGA
This is a messenger RNA of Carassius gibelio (silver crucian carp), 1952 nucleotides long. Its product is annotated as synaptogyrin-2. Bases 124 to 786 code for a protein of 220 amino acids. Gene Ontology annotation, cellular component: neuromuscular junction; synaptic vesicle membrane. The transcript has 4 exons. The record is from RefSeq and is a predicted model, not a curated record. NCBI's taxonomy places the organism in Eukaryota, Metazoa, Chordata, Actinopteri, Cypriniformes, Cyprinidae.